Messenger RNA from Nematolebias whitei (Rio pearlfish), 1353 nucleotides. It is a transcript of the gene dpep2, whose product is annotated as dipeptidase 2. The record is from RefSeq and is a predicted model, not a curated record. The transcript has 10 exons. Bases 1 to 1287 code for a protein of 428 amino acids. Gene Ontology annotation, molecular function: metallodipeptidase activity. Gene Ontology annotation, biological process: proteolysis. Lineage: Eukaryota; Metazoa; Chordata; Actinopteri; Cyprinodontiformes; Rivulidae.
AUGUGUUGUGGAGAAACUGCAUCAAAAGCUUCAGACAGCCUCUGGGUGCACCCCCUCAGAGCUCUGUUGGCAUUCAGCCUGUGCCACCUCAUUUCUGGAUACUCUGAACACGACAGGGCGCUCGAGCUGAUGUCCAAAUAUCCUCUCAUUGAUGGGCAUAAUGACCUGGCUCUCAAGCUGAGAAUCCUUCACAACAAUAACCUAAGUCAAAUUAAUCUUAAUCAUGUCAGCAAAGUGGCCACAGACAUCUCCCGCCUCCGAGCUGGCCAUGUUCAGGCACAGAUGUUUGCCGUCUAUGUCAUGUGUGGGGCCCAGCAGAAGGAUGCUGUGAGGCUGACUCUGGAACAGAUAGAUGUGGUCCGACGUAUGUGCACCGAGUACCAGGACUUUGAGCUGGUCACUUCAGCUCAAGGGCUUAAAGAUUCAGAGAUGAGGCAUAAGAUAGCCUGUCUGAUAAGCAUUGAAGGAGGCCACUCUAUUGACAGCAGUCUUCCUGCUCUGAGGAUGUUUUACCAGCUUGGAGUCCGCUCCAUGGCCCUCACACACUCCUGCAAUACUCCCUGGGCUGAAUCCUCCUCAAAUCUUUACAAAGUCUUUCUGAAACGGGAAAGCAGCCUGACACAGUUUGGAAAGGAUGUUGUGGAUGAGAUGAACAGACUGGGGAUGAUAGUGGACCUCUCUCACACUUCUUGGGCCACAGCAUCAGCUGUCCUGGGCUAUUCCAAGGCUCCUGUCAUUUUUAGUCACUCCUCCUCCUUCUCUAUUUGUAACCACAGCCGAAACGUACCCGAUGAGCUCCUGCGCAAGCUGAAAAAGAACCAAGGUUUGAUCAUGGUGAAUUUAUACAGCCACUACGUUGCCUGCAGUGAUAAAGCUAAUGUCUCCCAUGUGGCAGACCAUUUUGAUCACAUUAAGCGUGUUAUUGGAGCCGAGUCGAUUGGGAUCGGAGGAGACUUUGAUGGUGGUGAGAGCUUUCCUCGAGGGUUAGAAGAUGUGUCAAAAUAUCCUGCCAUAAUCCAGGAACUCCUGAGAAGAAACUGGACAGAGUCUGAGUUGUUAGGUGUUCUUCGAACAAAUUUCCUCCGGGUGUUUGAAGACGUUGAAAAGGUCCGAGAUCAACGGAUCUUGCAGAAGCCCAGUGAGGCCCACAUCCCCUUAGAACAGGUGCAGAACCCCUGCAGAUUGGUCCUCAGACGUCCAGACUUUCCAUCAAAAGCAGAAGAAAAGUCACUGAGCCUGCUUGUCCUCACCUCUGUUCUGCUGCUUUCCAGCCUUUUCUUGGACUGAUUCAAUAUUUAGUUCUUCCAGCAUUUAUUUUAGCAUUUUAUAAAAUGAAGGAGGCUUGACUUUGUU